CGCCCGCUCGCUCGCUUGCUUCUCUCUCUCCUCCUGGGCGCACCGGGGUUUUGGUGGUGGGAGGUGGGAGGGGAGACCCACGGAGAAGCGACGUCACAGGGUGGAAAUUCCCCGCCGGGUGGGAGGGUCAGCGGGGAGGAGGAAGGAGGGAGCCUCAAAACCUGCCCGAGCCCGAGGCAGUCUUGGCCAGGAAGCCAGAGAGAGAGACAGAGAGAGACGACCAGCUGGAUCCCAGGAGAGGGAUCCCACGCCGGGCAGAGAGAUCUCUUUCUCAAGCCACCAUGGCAGGUGGUCAUGAACCCCGUAUUGAAAUAUGUGAGCAACCCAGACAGAGAGGGAUGCGUUUCCGGUACAAAUGUGAAGGGAGAUCAGCGGGAAGCAUCCCAGGGGAACACACAACGGAUAUCAACCGGACUUUCCCGUCUAUACAGAUUUUGAACUAUGUAGGAAAAAUAAAAAUCAGGAUCACGCUGGUAACCAAGACCGAGCCGUACCGGCCACAUCCCCACCGGCUUGUUGGGAAAGACUGUGAAAAUGGUUACUACGAAGCCGAAUUUGGUCCAGAACGCAGAGUGCUGAUUUUUCAGAACCUGGGCAUCCAGUGCGUGAAGAAGAGAGACCUCAAGGAAUCCAUCAUCUUGCGAAUGUCGAAGAAAAUUAAUCCUUUCGGUGUAUCUGAAGACCAGAUGCUGGCUAUCGAUGAAUAUGACCUCAGCGUAGUCCGGCUUUGCUUCCAAGCUUUAGUUUGUGACGAACAUGGAAACUGCACAAUACCUCUUCCUCCGGUCAUCUCCAACCCUAUUUAUGACAACCGUGCCCCCAAAUCAGCAGAACUGAGAAUCUGCCGAGUGAACAAGAAUUGUGGAAGUGUGAAAGGUGGAGAUGAAAUUUUCCUCCUGUGUGACAAAGUUCUGAAAGAUGAUAUAGAAGUGAGAUUUGUCAUGAAUGACUGGGAAGCCAAAGGAGUUUUCUCACAAGCCGACGUGCAUCGCCAAGUGGCCAUUGUCUUCAGGACCCCUCCUUUCUACAAAGACAUCUCUGAACCCAUCACUGUGCAGAUGCAGUUGCGAAGGCCUUCAGAUCAAGAACUUAGCCUCCCUAUGGACUUUAGAUACCUGCCAGAGGAAAAAGAUCCUUACGGUCACAAGUCAAAAAAACAGAGAAUGCCAAUCGUUUUUAAAAAGCUCAUCAAAGACUGUGGUCCCUACGAGAAGUCUAAAGCUGGUUCCAUGUUCCAGCCUGCUUCCAGUGAAGGAAAGAUGAUUAAGAAAGAAGGGAAUCUGUAUCACCCCCAAACUGGAUCAGUCCCAAUGGAGAGAACAUCCAUGAACACUCUUCCAGCACAGCCGUAUUAUCCUCCUUCAAUAAACAACCAUUGUUCCAAUGGGCACCAUGUCACAAUGGGUCCCAUCAAGCAGAAUGGAGUUCUGCCAUCAUGCUGGCGUUCCUCCGGUCCCCCCUUCGAUGGUUUCCUGCCUGAAGAAAACUUCUCAGGAAAUAUGUUGCCCCCUGGUUUACAGAACGGUGGUUCUCCAUCACUACAACAGGAGCAGAGCCUGAAUUGGGUGAAUCAGAAGGAUAAGAACUUCUACAGAACAUUCACCAACACAAGGAAUGGGCCAGGGGCAUCAUUAUCAUCCCUGCCAUCAUCUUCACCAUCAUCAACAACAACUCAACAAGACCUACUCAAUGUCUCCAACACAGUUGCAAACCACCCUUCUCACUCUGUCAAUGUCACUGUGGCCAAUGGCCUCAGCAUGGAGAUGGAUGAUGCCAGAUGUUCAAGUGUAACCUUGGAAAAGGCUUCCUUUGUCCAAGUUUUAAAUGCAAAUGGUCAUGGGCAGCAAGUACAACCCAUACCACAUCAUGGUACAUCAGCAGAAGCAGUUUGCAACUCAUCUUUGAAUUCCAUGUCCAACGCAUACGAGCCGCUGUCCUUCUCUUAUCUGGAGAGCCUCAGUGAAGUGAGACCACCCAGCCAACCUGCUUUACAAAACUCAGUCAAUAUGUCCAACAGUCAGUACUUUAGUACAUAUAGCACCCAAGAUGAAGAGUUCCUUAAUGCCUUCGAUGCCAUGCUUUAAAUUGUAUCAAACUUUCAGGUUGAGCUAGACAAAUAUGGCCGUGAGGUAUAUCAUGGCUUCUUUCAGUAGAAGAACCAGUUUUUCAUAUGAUUGAAAUGGGAGAGGUCAUGUUUCUUCUCAGGUUACCUGUAUAUACCAUGUUUUAAACAAUAAUGUGGCUAUUUUAGGAUUAUGGAUCAAGGAUGAUCAGAUAGCUUCAGCUUUUUUGUACAUUUUUUGCUUUGUAAAAAGCUUUCCCAUGUUUGUAGUCAUGUGCUGCUGGGAAACAUUGGUGGAGAAGGUUUACUUCGUUUUUAAAAUAAUAUUUUUAAACUGUGUCCAGCUAACUCUUACUUGGAAACUAUAUCCAGAAUUCGUUUUGUCUGUUGAUAAAAGUCAGAAUUAGACCAAACAAAAAUAAGAUGAAAUCAGGAGUUGACAUAUUCCAUGCAUUCAACUUCUGAUAUAUAGCCAAAAUCUCAUUCACAAUUAUAGUGCACAAUUGCAGUAUAUAUCCCUCUCAUUAUAAGAUGAUAAAUUUGCACAUAUUUAUGAGAUGAUAGUAUCUCUGCUGCGUAUACACUCUUUGUCAAACAAGCGUUAAUGCUAUAUAUUUUCAGCAUUUUUUAAAAUGAGCAUUUUGGCAACAUUGGUUGGUAGCUUGCAGAUGAAGAUGGACUUAAGAUUAUAUUUGUUUCAGCUAUUCCUUGGGACAGUAGAAUCAAUAGACCAAAUGACCAGUCCUGAUGCUGUUUUCGAUGGGCCAGAUGCUAUCUUCUGUCUGGCUGAUUAUUUCAAAGCAAAGCUUGAAAACCUUCUUUUUGGGAAUAACAAUUGGCUAAAUCUCCACCCUUCA
This is a messenger RNA of Anolis carolinensis (green anole), 2919 nucleotides long. It is a transcript of the gene rel, whose product is annotated as REL proto-oncogene, NF-kB subunit. NCBI's taxonomy places the organism in Eukaryota, Metazoa, Chordata, Lepidosauria, Squamata, Anolidae. Bases 282 to 2084 code for a protein of 600 amino acids. Gene Ontology annotation, cellular component: cytoplasm. The record is from RefSeq and is a predicted model, not a curated record. Gene Ontology annotation, molecular function: DNA-binding transcription factor activity, RNA polymerase II-specific; RNA polymerase II cis-regulatory region sequence-specific DNA binding. The transcript has 10 exons. Gene Ontology annotation, biological process: non-canonical NF-kappaB signal transduction; response to cytokine; innate immune response.